Molecule: messenger RNA, 455 nt
Organism: Suillus fuscotomentosus
Lineage: Eukaryota; Fungi; Basidiomycota; Agaricomycetes; Boletales; Suillaceae
Exons: 3
Source: RefSeq, a predicted model, not a curated record
UCAACUACCGCACCACAACAAGCUUCCACUUCACCCGGUGACGGCGCUCAUAUUCCCGCAGAGAUUCGCAAUCCCUCCGAGGUUGAUUACAAUGAUCCCAAUAUAAACGUGGUAGAGGUCCCUGCAGAGAAAAAACGGUCUCCCACAUUCAAAGAACAAACUUUUGGUAAACCAAAUGUCAAAGAGCACGGGGAACAAGUGUUGCGAGGUGAAGAGACCAUUCCAGUGAAACGCCGUCGAGGUUCAACUUCGGAUUGAUAUCUUGGUCGUGUCAGUGGCUUUCCUUGUACUCUAUCAUAUUACUUGAGCUACAUCAUUCGUCACCAUGGACCACAUGCGGUAUUGUAUAGUAGGGCAAUCAAGGUAUAACAUAUUUACCCAUGAAAAAUUAUCUUCCCAUCGUCACAAGUAUAACCAGUAAUAUACGAGAUUUCCCGAAUGUUCAAACGCUCAAA